Messenger RNA from Syzygium oleosum, 2489 nucleotides. RefSeq lists its product as uncharacterized. Bases 564 to 2309 code for a protein of 581 amino acids. Lineage: Eukaryota; Viridiplantae; Streptophyta; Magnoliopsida; Myrtales; Myrtaceae. Gene Ontology annotation, cellular component: cytoplasm. Gene Ontology annotation, molecular function: ubiquitin protein ligase activity. Gene Ontology annotation, biological process: protein ubiquitination. The record is from RefSeq and is a predicted model, not a curated record. The transcript is spliced from 2 exons.
AAGGGGAGGAUAGGCAAAAGUGGAGGAGGUUAGGUGAUGACAAAGAAGGGCGAUUGUCCUGCUCAUCUUCAUGUGCGAAGUGUCUUCGUCUUUGGAUGCAUUCCAUGUGUGUGACAUUCUUCUCCCAUCUAUCCUAAAUUAUUGUCGUCGAUUCAAUUACUGGUCUUUUUCCUUUUUCUUUUGGAGAAGGAAAAAUCUCAUCUUUUUCGCUUGAUGCGGUUCCCCCUUGACUCCCCUUCCUCGGUGGGAAAAAUCCCAUCUUUGCCUCGCUCCCGUGCGACUCGAAAUCGCCAUCUUGCGCGCGACUGCUCAUUUGAAGUGACCGGCGAAGUCCCAUUUCGCCUAGUCAACCCCUAAAUUCUUCCCCGUUCGUUUCUUGGGUUGUUGGGUGUUCUUGUUUUCGCGUUGACUCUCCUAUGGUGUUGGCCGAUCCCACUCGGGCAAUCGCCGAUCGCGCUGCCUUUCGGGGAGAGACGGGUUGAUCCGGACGCUGUCGGGCCAUCGCUGUUGAUUGUGCUGGGGGUGCUGAGCGCCGUGUUUGUUCUCCUCCGGGUUCUCCUCCAAUGGAUGCGGACCUACACGCAUUGUCAGAGGAGUUGCCCCAGUCCACGGAGAAUGGUAAUAUGGCUGAUGUUCUAUCUAGAGAGAAUUUGAUCCAGCCAGCAGUAUGUGCUAUAUGUCACGCAAAUAGUGUUGCGCAUGGCGAUCAGGAACCAUCUAAUAUAUGUGGGGAGUGUAAAUUUUUGUUAAUUGAAGAUUUUCAGAACCCGAUCAGAGAAUCCCGUGAUAGAUUUCGCAGAGGAAGUAGAAUUAGCAGAGGAAGAACUAGGUACAGCAGUUCUGAGUCUACAGAGAGUCGAUUCUCGCGACAGUUCUCACAAAUGCUUAAUUUGAUUAGGCAAAACCAGUCCACUGCCUAUAUGCAUGAGGAGAAUUUCUCAGAUGGUGAAACUUCUGCGAGGUUAUUGCAGCAGACAAGCACCUACACUACUCCAACUGGCUCUAGAAGAUGGAGGCAUGUGGUUUCUGAUGCAGAGAGUGAUGGUUUUGACAAUGUGGAUUCUACUUAUGGGGAGAGCGACACGAGUGUCGGUUUUGGUCGGUUCAGGGUAUUUCAUGCCGAGAGUGACGGAGUUUCCUUUAGUGCUUAUGGAUGGGACUCGGAUGCAUCAAUUGAUGGGCGCAACAGUAUCAUGGAUGCGGAAGCAUUCUUUCAACCAGAUGAGGCAAGUAAUCAAGACAGCGAUACUGAUAUUGAUCCAAUGCAUGCUGGUAUCAACCACUGGAGCUUGGAUGACCGAGAAGAAGAUGAAGGAGAAGGGGAAGAAGACUAUGCAGAAGAAGAUGAAUGGGAAGAAACUGAUGCAGAGGAAGACAUACCUGAAUUGGCAGAAGGCCAUGGUCAGAUUCAAAAUGCGGUUAUUUCAAGUCCAGCUGAAGGCAGUGGCCCCCCUGACUGGAGUCACUUGAUUGUAUUUCCCCAAGAGGGUAUGAUACGUUGGAGAAUCCGGCAAAGUAGGCAAAUAGAUCUCCGUGACAUCCUCACUAAUGGAGACGAAUCACAGUUGCCAUCAGAGGUUGGGCAUUCAGGAGAUUAUCUGGAUGCAAGAAGCUUUGAAGAAUUGCUCGAGUAUCUUGCAGAUAAUGAGAACUCACAUCGAGGAGCUCCUCCCGCAGCAGUUUCUUUUGUAAAUAGUUUACCUCUGAUUGUCAUUGACGAGGAUACUCCGAAGAAUGAUGACACAGCCUGUGCAAUCUGCAAGGACGUCUUAACAGUUGGGACAGAAGCGAACCAGCUUCCAUGUCGUCACCUUUAUCACCCCUCCUGUAUCUUGCCAUGGUUGAAUACACGCAACUCAUGCCCCCUUUGUCGCUAUGAACUUCCAACUGACGAUAGAGACUAUGAGGAGGCUAAACAGAACAUCAGUAGGAGCAGGCAGAUUGAUGAUAGUAGUGGGUGGACAGGAGCAAUUGACGACAAUUCCUCAGAUGGGGCUGAAGCAGAUGAAGAGCGUGAACUGGACCAAAAUAUUAUGGAGCAGGGAGACAUGUCGGAUGGGUAUCCUCGCGUUAACGGUUCUGAUGGAGAGACUGGAAGAGGCAGAUGGUUAGUCCUCGCUGCUGCUCCAAUUAUUAGCCUUGUGGGUGUGGCUCUCGUGCUGUGGUUGGGGAAUCCUCUUGCUCAAAGGAGAAGAGCCACUAACAAUCGCAACUUCACCGAAGGGCAUUUACGCCAGGUUCCUGGUUUUGGUGCUUCUGCAUCUAACAGAAGUGAGCGCACAAACGGGAGAUGGUGGUUCCCUUUUUAAUGCGUUUUUCGCUGAUAACUCUAAUCGCUAAUUCAGUUAUCAAAUCUAUUUUAAGCAGGAGUCGUGUUGUGAUAUAUUCAUUCCGCUGAUUCUGAAUGUGUGCUGAUCAGAACCUUUUCCAUGGAUUAGAGGUUUCGCGAUCAAUUGUUAAUUUGGUGCCUAGCAUGGCAAGUCUGAGAA